Messenger RNA from Cercopithifilaria johnstoni, 248 nucleotides. Lineage: Eukaryota; Metazoa; Nematoda; Chromadorea; Rhabditida; Onchocercidae. The record is from the annotation of a GenBank genome assembly.
ACAUGGAAGAAUUGCGCUCAGAUAACAUUCUCUUCCAGCAUCAACAGCUUACAGCAGGUGGAUCAUCUAAAGGUUGGUUAAAUCAGCAAAUGAAGCAACUACAGAAAGCUUUGAACAUCACCACUGUAGCGCCUAAAUCGAUAGUGUCAGAAGUUCAAUUCGAGCAGCAUUGGUAUCAGGAAAUCACUUCGAGCGAUUUGUUAACAUCUGCAAGUGCGUUUUGUUCCAGCGUAUUUCGCGUAACAUAA